AUGGCGCCUGCGCCACGCUUCUACACGCUGAUCGAUGCCCGUUGGGAUGCGGCUCCCUUGAUUCCUGCCUUUUCAGGCAAGAUCUCAGUGGAGGCAUCUCAGACAGCUGCCGACGGGAUGUGGGGAAGUCAGCGCACCCCUCAGCCGGCGCUGAAUAAGACAACAGGUUGCUCACAGGUCCCUUUUCGCUGUAGCAGUGCCAUCGACAAGUACUGCGACAUUUUGAAGGCAGGUAUUUUGGAUUGCCUGCACAAGCACAUGGAUGAUGUGGGUGCAGACUGCAAAGAUGCGGUCCUUGCCACCAGCAAGGCCAUCACGGCACUGAACACUGUCAAGGCAGCGGCAACACCGGCUCCUCAGGCUUUGCUUGCACAGCAUCGUGCCGGGCGAGCUUCAGACAGGGAGAAGACCCUGGAUUCCAAGCUGGCAAGCCUCACAACCAAGGGCCCGUCUGUGGUCUCAAUGAUCAAAGAUGCCGAAAGACAGGCGGAGGAUCAGUUGGCCAAAGAUGCCGACAAGAUCGAGUCACUGCUUUCCCAGAUGUCCGAGAAGAUUGGACCCAAGCCGAGUGCCGCGCCCCGCCUCGGCCAUUCUCACAGCUGGUGGAGCUACAGCGCGGCGAUACUGCUUCUGGCACUGGCCUACUUCCUCACCCAGACCGAUGAGGGAAGAAAGGUCUGGCACAGAAUGAGGAUGGCCAUGCGAGAUGGUCAACCUCUUCUUGGAAAGAAGGACUUGGAGAUGCCUUUCCCGUACGACAACGAGGUUCAGCUUUGA
This is a messenger RNA of Symbiodinium necroappetens, 777 nucleotides long. The record is from the annotation of a GenBank genome assembly. Lineage: Eukaryota; Dinophyceae; Suessiales; Symbiodiniaceae.